Mucor mucedo is the source of this 1245-nucleotide messenger RNA. RefSeq names its product rhomboid family-domain-containing protein. Gene Ontology annotation, molecular function: serine-type endopeptidase activity. Lineage: Eukaryota; Fungi; Mucoromycota; Mucoromycetes; Mucorales; Mucoraceae. The coding region runs from base 1 to 1245 and encodes 414 amino acids. Gene Ontology annotation, biological process: proteolysis. Gene Ontology annotation, cellular component: membrane. The transcript has 4 exons. The record is from RefSeq and is a predicted model, not a curated record.
AUGACAUAUUCCUCGGCACCUUUACCUCCUUCCCAUGAUGAAGGCCAUGAGUUGCAACGACGAAAUUCAAAAGGAUUCCAAAGGUUGGAUUCAACUGAACCUUCUCGUUCAGGUACACCGCAGAAUGCUAAUUAUUAUUCACCACCACCAGGACAACCUUAUUACGGUACACCACCACCCGGACAACCUUACUACGGCACACCACCACCCGGACAGCCUGUUAACUAUGGACCACCACCUGGAGCACAACCUUAUUAUGGCCAACCACAAUAUCCUUUGAUACAAUCCAUUGAAGUCUUACCUCCUCGUGGCUACAAUCGACCACUUUAUUUAAGGUUACUUAUCGGCCCAAUUCAAACACCUAUUUUCAGUUAUAUUUCUGCCUUGGCAAUGGCGGCUAUGUUAAUUUAUGAAUUUGUUAAAUAUCACAACUUGACAGGAGGUGUCAUUCAAACUAACCCUUUUAAUCCGAUGAUUGGUCCAAGUUUUCAGGUUUUGGUAAAUAUAGGAGCACGUUUUACACCGUGUAUAAGACCCGUCCCUAGUUUCCCAGAAAAUACCUCGAUCGGUAACUGUUACGCCAACGAAUCUUCUACCUGCAGCGUGCAAGAAUUAUGUGGGUACGAGAGUACACCCAAUCAGAGUUUCCGUCUGAUUUUGCCUAUUUUCAUGCAUGCUGGUGUCGUGCAUUUCUUGAUUAAUAUGUUGACACACUUAAGAUUAGGUGUAGAUCUUGAAAGAGAGUUAGGUACGCCUCGAUACGUUGUAUUAUAUAUGGCUUCGGGAAUUUGGGGCUUUGUAUUAUCAGCCAUGUUAUCACAAAACUUAAGCGCAUCAUCGGGUUGCUCGGGCGCAUUAUUUGGGCUGAUCGGCUACAUGUUUAUAGACGUGCUAAUCAACUGGAAAUUUUUGCCACAUCCUGUAAGAGACUUGAUGAGUUUAUUAUUUUCAACUAUCAUUUCUCUUGUUUUGGGCUUAUUGCCAGGUUUAGAUAAUUUUGCUCAUAUUGGUGGUUUUGCUACGGGACUGCUUAUAGGAAUGGUAAUUGCACCCAUGCGUCCAAAGGCUACACGAAAUAUCAAAAUAGCUACUUGGAUUGUACGGGCUGUGGCUUUAGUCAUUUUGGUUGUAUUAUUCGCUAUUUCAAUCCGCGAGUUUUACUCAGCCGAAGAUCCAAGCAAAAUUUGCCCGGAUUGCAAGUACCUUUCUUGCUUACCUGUAAACAAUUGGUGUGAUCCUGUAUAA